AUGCCGUCGCCGCGAACUUCACCGGCCAUGCGGCCAACCUCUCCGCUUUCACCCGGCUUCAAACAAUCCGCACACUUCGACACCCUGCAACCACCACAACAACGACCAAUGCAUUCGCGGACAAGCAGCAGCAAGCAACGCCGACCACCCACCAACUCCCUCAAGCUGCCCUCCCUCCCUCGCUUCCACCCUGCAAACUUCCCAUCAGCACACAGCAGCGUGCAAUCAACACCAGACGGCACAACCUCUCCACAACCACCCGUCUCCCCGCGAGCACAUCAACGAAUGUACAGCGACGUGCAGAAACAACUCUACUUCAACCAACGCGAGCUGCUAUCACGGGGAACAUCAUCCAACUCAACUGGCAAGCCGAUCAGUCCCCGACUCCAACCACUCGGCAGUCCAGGCCCCGUCACACCACUAGAGCUAGAAGGAGAGGAGGAGUACUUGCUUGCCGGGGCGAGGAAGUCCGCGAAUGGCACCGCACCGCAAGAGUUGGUCGAGCAGUUGAUCAAAGAGGAAACUCGUCGACAACGGAACAUGACCGCCGCGUCAGGACGGCCUACAGGUCGAUGA
Molecule: messenger RNA, 576 nt
Organism: Zasmidium cellare ATCC 36951
Lineage: Eukaryota; Fungi; Ascomycota; Dothideomycetes; Mycosphaerellales; Mycosphaerellaceae
Exons: 1
Coding region: 1-576 (191 amino acids)
Source: RefSeq, a predicted model, not a curated record